UGCUCUAGUUUCUUGAUUCCACGCAAUCAAAAUCCCCUUUAUCAACUGCUUUUGUGAAUUUCCAAUUUCAUCAGAAAUAAAAUGGUAGCUGUAGUUGCUCAAGAAAAUGUUAAUGUUGCUUUGGUCUCCCGUACCGGCCGGCAUUUGCAGCGUUAUUCUAAAAGCGGUCGACGGCAAGUUGUUGGGUGUGUACCCUAUAGAUAUAAAACUGGGAAUCAAAAAGGCAUGGAGAUUGAACACGGUUUAGAAGUUCUUGUUAUUAGUUCACAGAAAGGAAAAGGAAUGUUAUUUCCUAAGGGAGGUUGGGAAUUAGAUGAAACCAUUAAAGAGGCAGCUUCAAGAGAGACAAUGGAGGAAGCUGGAGUUCGAGGCAUCGUUGAGUAUCAAUUAGGAAAAUGGAGUUUCAAGAGCAAAACACAUGACACCUAUUACGAAGGGUACAUGUUUCCUUUACAUGUUCAAGAAAUACUAGAGUUCUGGCCGGAGAAAAAUGCCCGUCAAAGAAUAUGGAUGAGUGUGGCAGAUGCAAGAGACUGCUGUCAACAUUGGUGGAUGAAGGAAGCUUUAGAUAGACUAGUUCGUCGUCUAGAGUCUCAGCAACAACGUGAAGCGUCGGUAGAAGUAGGAUCCGUUACUCCGUUAAGCUACCAAAGUAAAGCUAACUUGUAAAUAAGAUAAAACGUUGGCAUUAGAGGGCUUUUUAGAGCAACAGAUGGAAUUGAAAUGCACAAGAAAGAGUUGUUGAUUUUGUUGCAGUCUGUCUCUUUCUUGGAGUUUCAGUUUUGCAUUAUUGGUAGGUUUAUGGUAGUGGGAAAACUAGAAAAAGAAGAGUUGGAUCAAGAAUAAGAAUUGCUUGUUGUAUUGUACUACAACAUGGUUUUCUAAUUGCGAAGAAUUUUGGAAGGCUAAACUUUGUCAAAUUUGUUUGAAUUUGAAAGUCGGUUAAAUA
This is a messenger RNA of Mercurialis annua (annual mercury), 949 nucleotides long. RefSeq names its product nudix hydrolase 18, mitochondrial-like. Gene Ontology annotation, cellular component: cytoplasm; nucleus. Gene Ontology annotation, molecular function: pyrophosphatase activity. The transcript has 5 exons. The record is from RefSeq and is a predicted model, not a curated record. Bases 82 to 669 code for a protein of 195 amino acids. Lineage: Eukaryota; Viridiplantae; Streptophyta; Magnoliopsida; Malpighiales; Euphorbiaceae.